This is a messenger RNA of Saccostrea cuccullata (small rock oyster), 2470 nucleotides long. RefSeq lists its product as uncharacterized. Gene Ontology annotation, cellular component: extracellular region. The transcript has 10 exons. The record is from RefSeq and is a predicted model, not a curated record. Gene Ontology annotation, molecular function: chitin binding. NCBI's taxonomy places the organism in Eukaryota, Metazoa, Mollusca, Bivalvia, Ostreida, Ostreidae. The annotation marks the transcript as partial.
ACAUCAGAGCGGGGGUAUUACUAGUGAGCAUUGGCUCACAGAUUUCUUGUUUUUUUUUCCUCUUCAGGAGAUGUAGACAAUUUCUGCAAGUCAAAUCCUACUGCUGUGAUGAAAAGCUUUGAUAAUUGUGCACAGUAUAUCAACUGCACAUCAAAAAACUCAAAAUUGGGAAAUUAUAGACAUGAAUGUGCAUAUCCAGAUUUAUUCUCUGAUGUUACGUUCAAUUGUGAAAAAUUCCAAAGUGUUGUGUGUAAGAACAGAACUGAACCACAAGCACCAUGUCAAUAUGAGCAGAACCUAUGUUCACUUGGAGAUAUGUCUUGUAAACCUUGUUCUGAGAGACUGCCAAGCUGUGUGGGAAGGAAUGAUGGAGCGCAGUCAUUCUUUGGCAGGGAAUGGACAAGUUCUUAUGUCAUCUGUCUUCAGAAUAGAACAAUUGAUAUUCAUCACUGUACACAGACUGCCAUAUUUAAUCCCCAAAUACAUCAAUGUGUCAACGGAAUUGAUCAGAGAAACAUUGAUUCUUUCUGCAAGGCCAAUCCUCAAGCUAUUAAACCUCAUCCUACAGACUGUGCCCAGUAUGUAAACUGUUCACAUUUUGGCACACAAUAUGGAAAGCAUAUACAGGAAUGUACCUAUCCAGAUUUAUUCUCUUCGACCUCAUUGACAUGUCAGCAGUUUGAGUCUGUUACGUGUGCUCCGAAAAAUGAACCACAGGCUCCUUGUGACUAUCUACAGAAUGCAUGUGCAGUUGGAGACGCUAAUUGUCAGCCUUGUCCUAAACGGCUGCCCAGUUGUAUUGGUUUGCCAAAUGGACCCAAUCCACAUCCAUAUCAUUUGUGGGGCUUCAGUUUUAUCACUUGCUUCAAGAAUCGUACGCUGUAUGUUGACAGAUGCGCAGAUGGGAAAUUCUUCCACCCUAGAGAAAAGUCUUGUCAACAAGCUGUCAAAACGGUUGAUGUUCCCGACUACUGCUUUGUCCAUCCUGGUGCAGUGCUGCCUGAUUUGGACAACUGUGCUUAUUUCUUCAACUGUUCAUAUCCAGAAUCACACAAAGAGUGCAAAUAUCCAGAUCUUUUUUCAAGAAAAUCCUUAUCCUGUCAAGAUUUUACAACUGUUAACUGUGAAGAAAGGAUUGAACCUCAGGAACCUUGUGAAUAUAAACAAAACUUGUGUCCAGUUUCCUCACCAAGUUGUGAAUUUUGUCCACUGAGACUACCCUCCUGUGUUGGUAAAUCUGAUGGAAACCAAAGUUUUAUUGGCCAUCUGUGGGAACCUUUGUACAUCACUUGUUAUAAAAACAGGACAAUCAAGAUUGCAAAAUGUCCACAUGGAUAUUUCCAUCCAUUUAACAAUGUUUGUCAAUCAAAAAUUGGACACGAUGGCGCUCCGAGCUAUUGUAAAACACAUCCAUUUGCUGUUGUGGCCAAGGAAGACAAUUGUGCCCAAUAUUAUAACUGUUCACUUCCUGCCAAACGAUUUGCAAGCAAUCAAAUUCAAGAGUGUACUUACCCUAAUUUGUUUUCAAGAACAACUUUGAAAUGUGAAACAUUUACCUCAGUGUCCUGUGAUAGCAGACUGGAACCGCAGGCCCCUUGUGAAUAUAAUCAAAAUAAGUGUGGUCCACUAGAUCCCUCCUGUCAACCCUGUUCUGAGAGACUGCCUAGUUGUGUUGGAAUUACUGAUGGUUUUCAGCCUGUGUCUGGAUACAUAUGGACAGACAGAUACAUGGAGUGUCAAAUGAAUCGGACCAUAAGUAUUUAUCAUUGUUCUCCAGGAUGGGUCUUCAAUCCAUUUACUGGUGCCUGUGUACAAUAUGUUAUGCAGAGUUACGUGUUGGACUAUUGUCAGCACCAUCCAACAGACAUAAUGCCUGACCCCAUCAACUGUGCUAUGUAUGUGAACUGUUCCACAGGCAGGACAAGGUUUGGAGAUUACAAACUUGAAUGUUCCUAUCCUCAACUAUUUGAUGUGUCUUCUGGAAAAUGUAAGAAUUUUGAUACAGUUAACUGUCAAGGAAGAAGGAUUCCUGUUGAACCAUGUGACUAUGAGCAGAACAUAUGUCUCGUGGGAGAUAACUCCUGUAAACCUUGUCCAGAGAGAUUCCCAAGCUGCAGUGGAUUGAUAGAUGGUUUCAAUCCUGAUCCCAGAUCUCUAUGGACAGGACACUAUAUUAGGUGUUUUCACAACAGAACAGUGGCUGUGGAGACUUGUCCAAACGGAUAUUUUAAUGUCAGAACAAGACAAUGUUCAGAGUUUGUCAACCCAGUUGAUGUGAAAGACUACUGUAAAUAUCACAAAGAUGAUAUUUUGCCAAACCCUGACAACUGUGCUAUGUAUUUCCACUGUAAGAGAUGGGCCAAUCCAUUACAGGAAUGCCAAUAUCCCUCCUUGUUUUCACAAAUUACCAACAAGUGUGAACCAUUUCCUGCAGUGUUCUGUGGCUCUCGUCCAGAGCCUGUAGCACCAU